Messenger RNA from Podospora pseudocomata, 549 nucleotides. RefSeq lists its product as uncharacterized. The transcript is spliced from 2 exons. Lineage: Eukaryota; Fungi; Ascomycota; Sordariomycetes; Sordariales; Podosporaceae. Bases 1 to 549 code for a protein of 182 amino acids. The record is from RefSeq and is a predicted model, not a curated record.
AUGGCCGGCCGUUUUACCAGGAUAGCUGCCGCUGGAUUGCGCAGUCUAGCCAGAGCUGGUCCUGUGCCUUCCAAGUGCCUGCAGAGAAGAGCUUUCGGAUCAUCUGGGCCUGGCUAUAACAAAGGGCCUGUCUCCGGCAGGAUUGUUGAAGGACUCGAGCUCGCAAUCGGGUUUACUGCUUUGGGUCUCGUCGGAGCUAUCACGUACGAUGUCACCGGCGAGGUUCUUCAUCGUCACCGUCAACAUCAGCUGGACAACCAUACUCCCGAAUUUCUGAGUGCAUUGGAGAACAAACUACUGGGCCGGCCUGUUGAGCAUGUAGAGGAGGACCCGGAUCACACGGAAGCCCUGAUCGACAAUGCCGGAGGCACGUUGAGUGAUGCCCAGGAAGAGCUGGCAUUCCAUGAGACUGACUUGGACGCUCAGUUGCACACCGAUGGGACUCAGUUGGACAACGAUGGCACUCAGUUGGAAGCCCAGGAGACUGAACUAGAGAGCGACGCGACUCAGUUUGACGUCCAAGAGUGUAUCCGACAGAACCAGACCUAA